AUGGCCCUUGAGGACGUUCACACAGAUGUGAAUAGAGAAAUCGACCUUGCCCUUGUUGUUGCCACGUCCCCGCCCAUGAGAAGUGUGUUGAUAUUGAAGCUCUACUGCCUUGCCGAUAUCCUGCUGCAAGGAUUUGAGAUGGGUCUAGCGCCGCUGCCAUUUCUCAAGAGCAUACGAGAUGGCCAGUUCAUCGAGUCCAUUAACACACCUCCGAUCACGGCUAUGAAAGAACUAUCGGAGGCAUUUCAAGAGGAGCUCAGAGGCCUCAUAAAACUACUACCAAUGUUUCCCGAGAGUCGAUACUGCGUACUAGUGACAUUCGAGAGGACAAUUUGGAGCCUAAAAGGUACCCCAAGUAGAUGUGGACGCUUCAACGAGAAUGACUUUGUCAAUUACAUGAAUUCCUUCAAAUCAGUAGCGUUGGAAGUUCUUCAAGAGCGCGAUGAAAUCUUGGAGAGACAGGACAAGUACCGCCGCUAUAUUUACGAUGGUACAGAGGACUUUGAGCAGCGAGGCCUGUCUCAGUUGAAGGCGGGGGAGCGAUUGCCGGCCACUUUGUUUACACGUAUGCGGCAACAUUGGUUUAGUCCUAUCCGCCUGGCGACUUGGAAAACGUGGCUCAGAUUCUGGACCGACGACCCUGAAGACCAGGAGUUCAUUGAAAGAAUUCGUCGGGUGGAGCCAUAUCUGCCAGCUGUCUUCUGGUCAAUGGGACCUGAACUUGCCCGGCUUCGCAAACCCGCAGUAGGUCUCACAGACUGUGUACUUAUUUGA
Molecule: messenger RNA, 774 nt
Organism: Bacidia gigantensis
Lineage: Eukaryota; Fungi; Ascomycota; Lecanoromycetes; Lecanorales; Ramalinaceae
Exons: 1
Coding region: 1-774 (257 amino acids)
Source: RefSeq, a predicted model, not a curated record